AUGAUUCGCUUCAUUUUGAUCCAAAAUCGAGCUGGAAAAACUCGUCUGGCCAAAUGGUUUGUCAAUUUUGAAGAUGAUGAAAAACAAAAGUUAAUUGAAGAAGUUCAUGCCAUUGUCACUGUUCGAGAUGCGAAACAUACAAAUUUUGUUGAAGUAGGUGACACGUUUCGAAAUUUUAAAAUUGUUUAUCGACGUUAUGCUGGUCUCUAUUUUUGCAUAUGUGUAGAUGUAACUGAUAAUAAUUUAGCUUAUUUGGAAGCUAUUCAUAAUUUUGUUGAAGUAUUAAAUGAGUUUUUUCACAAUGUAUGCGAAUUAGAUCUUGUAUUCAACUUUUAUAAGGUGUACAGUGUUGUCGAUGAAAUGUUUUUAGCUGGUGAAAUACGUGAAACAAGUCAAAUUAAAGUUCUCAAACAACUUACAACAUUAACAUCGCUUGAAUGA
Didymodactylos carnosus is the source of this 441-nucleotide messenger RNA. Lineage: Eukaryota; Metazoa; Rotifera; Eurotatoria; Philodinida; Philodinidae. The record is from the annotation of a GenBank genome assembly.